This is a messenger RNA of Drosophila serrata, 1571 nucleotides long. RefSeq names its product sister-of-Sex-lethal (gene ssx). Gene Ontology annotation, cellular component: nucleus; ribonucleoprotein complex. Lineage: Eukaryota; Metazoa; Arthropoda; Insecta; Diptera; Drosophilidae. The record is from RefSeq and is a predicted model, not a curated record. Gene Ontology annotation, molecular function: mRNA binding.
GGCUGGUCACUCUCGAGAUUAGCGUUUUCGUCAAAGUGAGCAAAUUUCGUUGUUUUCCGGUGCAGUUUUCGCUGGUGAUUGCUGAAAACUUCUGGCGCGAAGAGAACUGCGACGCAAAAAAGCAUAGGGAAAGCAAGGAGAGGAAGGUCACCAGAGGAGUCCAGAGUAAAAAAUCCACACAAUAAUCCAAGAGGCAUGUCACAAGCGGAGAAAAUGCAGGGACAGGAGCACGACGAUGAGCAGUCCUCCGACAUAGAGGAGUCUGGUGACGGCGUAGGGCGUGAUGAUCAGACCGACGACGAUGAUAACUACAAUGAGGACAGCAAUGGUGAUAUGCAGCAGGAGCAGAAUGAUAAUGGCCAGAAUGGGCAGAAUGGUGGACAGUCGGGUGACGAGCAACAGGGCAAUGGCAACAACUCCCAGCAGCAGCAGCAUCAGCAGCAGAUGGAUCGCUCUAGUGCCACCAAUCUGAUCAUCAACUACUUGCCGCAAGACAUGUCCGAUCGUGAGCUGUUCAACCUAUUCAGCGGCUGCGGCCCCAUCAACACAUGCAAGAUAAUGCGCGACUUUAAGACCGGUUAUAGCUUUGGCUAUGGCUUCGUGGAUUACAAAUCCGAAUCGGACUCUGAGGAUGCCAUCCAGAAGCUAAAUGGAUUCUAUGUGCGCAACAAACGCUUAAAGGUAUCGUACGCUCGUCCUGGCGGUAUGGCCAUCAAGGAUACCAACCUGUACGUGAUCAAUUUGCCGCGCAACAUCAACGACGAUAUGCUGGACAGAAUAUUUUCACCCUAUGGCAGAAUUGUUCAGCGCAAUAUAUUGCGGGAUAAGCUCACAGGACGUCCGCGAGGUGUUGCAUUCGUGCGCUACAACAAACGCGAGGAGGCCCAGGAGGCAAUCAAGAUGCUGAACAAUACAGUUCCAGAGGGCGGACAACAGCCAAUUUGGGUGCGCCUGGCCGAGGAGCACGGCAAGGCGAAGGCGGCUCAGUUCAUGUCCCACAUUGGGGGCGGUGGUGGCGGCGGCGGUAUGAACGGUCCGCCUCACAUGGGCGGCGGCGGUGGCGGACCUUUGCAGCCGCCUCACCAUCAUAACAACAACAAUCACCACAACAAUCCGCAUAUGCAGCCACACUACCAUCAGCAGCCACAGCAGCAUCCGCAUCAGCAUCACCAUCCGCCGAUGCACCACCAGCAGCAGCAGCAACACCACCACCACCACCAGCAGCAGCACCACCAGAACCAUCACCACAACAACCACAACAAUCACCACAAUAUGGGACCCCAUCCACACCACAUGCAGCAGAUGCACCAAAUGAACAUGGGCAUGGGCAUGGGCGUUGGAAUGGGUAUGGGCAGGGGCAUGCCCAUACACGGCGGUGGAGGAGGCGGUGUUGGUGGUGGGAACGGCGGCAACGGGGGUGGAGGCGGAGGUGGUGGCGGAGGCUUCCAUCAUAUGGCGCACAGAGGUAGAUCAAAUAGACAGACACGAUCUCAAAAACCGCAUCCAUAUAACCAUGCACAGAAAUUUAUUUAAAACAAAAACACAAACACACACACACACAAAACACACAC